Messenger RNA from Hypoxylon fragiforme, 1291 nucleotides. RefSeq lists its product as uncharacterized. The coding region runs from base 272 to 1042 and encodes 256 amino acids. The record is from RefSeq and is a predicted model, not a curated record. Lineage: Eukaryota; Fungi; Ascomycota; Sordariomycetes; Xylariales; Hypoxylaceae. The transcript has a single exon.
CGAGAAGGGUGGUUAGCUUCAACACACAAAGCGAGUGUCUUGGUGAAGUAUAAAGACCAAUUCACCCUCUAUUGUCUACAUGAACAGCAGGGCUGUUGCCUCAACAAGGCAAUUGUUCUCAGGCAUAUCCUGUUAACUCAAAUGGCAACGACGACAACGACGGUAACAGCUAGGCCCAUCUAACAUCCCAACCUAUCCUUUAAUUUCCCCUACACUUUCUGAAUCGUUUUAAUCAUUUUAAUCAUUUCACAUUCGCCAACAGCACAGCACGAUGAGGGAAGCAUGGAGAUUUGCAGGCCAGUCUACAUCAGCUAGAGGAAGAGGAAUAUCCCAUAUGCUAGCUCUGCCCACCAGUUAUCGCAGGCCGAUUUUAUUAAAAGUCCACCCCUACCAGCUUGCCGAGGACAACAACUACGCGGUCGCCAAGCGUCUCGGCUGCUGGUGGUCCAUCGACAUCGUGGCCAAUUACUUCAUAUCGACCCCCAAGCCCGUGACCAUCGCCAUCAAGACGCACGGUGCCUACAGAGCCGGUCUCAGCAUCGCCGUCGACGCCAUCCGCUACUGCAGAGACGCCCGGUGGCUCCACGGCCAGGAUUGGGACGUCAUCGCCACCAUUAAGCCGGUGAUCUUCGUUGCGGUUGAGCCUCGCCCGCCCAGCAAGAAACAAGCGCUGCGGGCCUUCGAAUCCCUGCUGGGAAGCUUCUUCGACGAGAUCCUGCCUCUCAUCCCGCCCAACUGGCGGUCGUGGGCUCCGGUGUACCGCGGCCGCACCGUCGACGAGAAGCUCCGGAUCCUGGAGUCGUUCCCGUUUCUGUGGGCGCCAGCCGACUUGCCCCGGGUCCCUGCGUACUACCUCGUAAUCGCUGGCCUCGACAGUGUUAGCAGCCCUGAAACCAGCGCCUACGUAACCCGAUUCUUGAGGGUUGUGGAGAAGCUCUUCGUCAAAAGCGAAAGGGGAAAGGUCCUCCUCACCACAGACGGUCCUCUGUCUCUAGCAGGCUUGGAUAGAUUGGACCGUGCUCUGAAUGUCACGGGGAACUAAUUCGUUAAAUGUACUCACGCACGGGGGGUUAGGCGUGUGGAGAGCGAUGUGAACUACUAAGCUUUGAUAAAUUGUUCGUUCACUCGGAGGCUUCAUGGGCAUUUGCUAGAUAAUUUUUGGCCAUUAUAUUGAAGUCCAUAAGCCCUAUUGACUCCUAUAUGUGCCUGUAUGUGUUGUAUAUAUGUAUGUAUCUAGUCUAGUCACCUAAAUUAUGCCCUCAAUUAAGAUAUAUUGUUUUUCGGAGUAUCA